AUGAAGCCGAGGCAUUUAGUGCCGUCGAGAGGGAAGAUAGACUAUCGAGAAGUAGGUCAGAAAGCUGGAAAGAAAUUAGGCGACGAUAAGGUUGGACAUGGGUCAAGUUCCUUUCGACUAAUGCGCGACGGUCUCUUGAAACAGACGUUCCGGAUGUCUGUUUUCUUAGAAAUCAGAAAUCUCGUCUGGUUUCCCGUGGCUCCAAGAUGCAGCCCCUAACGUCUUCAUUUGAAUUCCGAAAUUCAGAAGAGAAAUCAGCAGCCUCGAUCUAACUUUCCACAGACACAUUCUGGCUCAGAAGUGUGUCUGCUACGGACCACUUCCGCAAGAACAUCAGUCAACCAGGCAUACACCGGAUGACCGCUGCGCAAGACCGGGCCGUAUGGAAAACGUGUGGUCCACGCUGAACAACACCUCGCGAACAUGGAUCAUCAAAGUAUCAAAGUUAAGUACAGAUUUUAGGCUUUAAUCGAGAUUCCCGACUCAUAAUUUACUUUUAGAAAAAAAUUCGAAAUUUUUUUAAAAUGAAAAUUGUCGAAGUAACGAAUUAACUCGUAACCGCUUUGUGUCUUGGAAUGAAUGAAAAUAACAGAGAGACUCGGCUCUUAUUAUCAUUUUCCUGCUAUCAAUGGCAGCUGCGUCCUGUAUGGCGUUUUCGAACUGCUGCUCAGAGUUUUUAGUAUCGCUUUCUUUUUUUUGCGAAGUUUCCUUUCAGUUUGGGUUUAUUUUAUUCAAAAAAGCUAAUUUCAAGUCGUUCAAAAAAGUUUGCAGAAGAAAAGCGAAUCCCUUUUCAAUGAUAUCCAACAUUCAACUAAUUUCAAUAGCCGUUAUCUUCAAAAGCGUACAAGCUUCUACUGCUUUCAGUAAGAUUUUUUCAACUAUUUGCAAGUCAACCUUGCUCAAAAGCCAUUAGUUACGUGUUCAGCAUGUACCCAACUAGACGCGAACGUAAUGCAGCCGAACAACACAGUGACUCUUCCCGCAAACUCUUCAGAAGCCGUUGCUGUCCCAGCAAACUUCAGCUGCACUUACCGGGUGAGCUGUUCGAUUUGUACUCACUUUUCGGCUCUUUCAGUUCUUGGUGAGAGGUCCUUCUUUUCUGAUGAUAAAUGUGACUCACCGAUUGAUGGACCGCGAUCAAAUUAUUUUAAUUGACGCUCAAAACUACACCAAGCAGAUCGAUUCGUUAGAAAAAGCUUCAGAAGCUUCAGAAAAUGAAAAGUUAGUACAGAGACAGUCAACUACCAGUUCUACGCGAGCACAGGAGAAGGACGAAUUGUGAUAAAUACGGGUUCUUCUGGCGGAUCUAAAGCUCUUCUGCAACUCCACUGGUUCACAGGUACGAUCUUCAAACUUUUUCUUUUAUUUCUCUUUUAGUUGCACAGGUUGAAAAAGUUUGGAAGGUACAUCCCAACCGACAGGGCGUCUUUCUCGACGCAAACUCUCUUCGCCUUCAGCCGCAGACUGUUUCCUCGAGCUUUUCUGACGGGAAGGUACUACUUGAAUCAAGGAAAUGCCCCAAAUGCUUUCCAGGUCGCCUUGGCGAUUGCCCAGACCGGCCUCGCAGAGCCAUUCGACAGCUUCUUCGUCUUCGAAGGACAAAAUAUAUCUGAUUCUUUUUCACGCAGGUUUCUUUUUUCAGAUAUAUAUCGUUAUUUGUAGUGAGCCGCCAGCUUUCGAAUGUACUCUAAACCGUCUUUUGAAAUCUUUUCAAGCUAUCGACUUUCGGAAUGAUAAGGCAUAGCUAGGGACCGCAACCAAAUUUUCAAAAAAAUUUUCGAACUUCAAUAUUACUAUGGUUGGAUAGCUGCUCUAAUUUACUAUUCAAAACAGUUUAGUUGAAAAAGGUUAAGAAAAAAAAAAGUUAUGGUCAAAACAGUAGUGAAAAAAGUCGCGAAAUUUAGUACUGAAAGUUUAGAUUAUACACUUUUUAGUCGUUCAUUUUUGUUUUUCAUAUCGGAUUUAAAUUUUUUUCAGUAGUUUAGUUCGGUUUUUCAAAGUCAUAAUUAGUUAUUAAAACAGUAUAAAACCACAAGUUUGAAGAGAAAAGCUAUUUUUUCAUGGAAAAUAAAAAAAAUGGCCGCUGCGAGGAUCGAACUCGAGAUAUCAAAACUGUAUGCAGGCGCACUUGCGCUGCUCCACGUACAUCUCUCGGAGAUGGGAGGCGUUCGCGCUAUACAGCCCUUCACCUCAAAGUACAGCAUUUACCGACAAUCUUGUCCAAAAAGUUAUGAUAGUUGAACAAUUAUUAGUCACGUGUGUUCGGACCACCUAAAAAUAAUUUUUUCAUAGAGAUUCAGUUCAAAAUGCUUCCGUUUUCGGUGUUUUUUUCUUAUUUUAACGUUGGCUUCAAACUAACACUAAUUAAACUUUUAGGCACCGUGGAAAUUUUUAUUUUAUUUUUUUAAUUGAUUGAAAAUUGAGAUACGCUAAUAUUUAAGAAAUAAAAAAAGGCGCCAACGACAUCUGACCAUGCUAAAAUGAAUUUCGAAAUUUUCACUGUCUAUUUUUUCUCAGAAAACAAAGUUUUCGGAAUAAGUUGUAUACUAAUAAAGUUAUAAUUUAAACCACAAGUUAAAAUAAAAAUUUUUUACUUACACGCUCUCGAAACUGAGUACAACAUUUUCAACUUUGCGCGGCCUCACGAAGAUUAGGCACCGUAAAAAUUUUAAUUUUUUUGUUUUAAAAGAUUUGUUUUUCACUUAAGAAUCGAAUUCGAAAAUAAAAAAAGGCGCCAACGACAUGGAACUAGGUUAAAAACCCGAAGAAAAAAAGUCGUUUUGGUUUUUUGUACGACACUCCGCUAAAACGCUACGAAAAUCGGGAGAAAAGUAUACCAGAUUGAAGAGGAAGGUUUUCUCUAUGUUUCUCCCAAUUUUCUCUGUGUUUGCUUCAGUAUUGUGCUUUUACGAAAACAUCAAACACUAAAAAACCAGUGCAUUUCACCAUCGCAAAAAGGGGUGUGGCUCUGCGGUCUCUAGGCAUAGCCCUCCCGUCUUUUGGUCUACAAGUGCGAAUUACUAACUUCAAAUGAUUAAAACCCGAGAUUUAUUUUUUGAACAACCUGAGCAAAAAGAAUGUCGGCCUUGAAGCUUUUUCAGCUCCAUGACACUCUCAAAAACAUAAUUCAGGCUUUCCUCGUACACAUCUUCCAAUCCGUUGAUUUCGAAGACGAGUACUUUAACGAUUGUUGGCUUGUCGCCAGUCUCAUUUCAUUCAUACAUCAUCGCACUAGAGUACUCAAGUAAGCUUGAAAAAUAGGCAAAAGCAACGGAUAUCUUCAGAUAUUCAGUCUUUUGAUCAAUAUCGUUCCUAUACGGUGUUGCCGUCUGGCCUAAACGGUGCAGUAGAGUCUUUGGACGUGAAAACGGCCGUGACGAUUUUCUCGCCGUCAACGAGCAAUCUCUACCUGACAGGUCUCCGUUACACGGAAAUGGUGAGCGAAACUUCUGUCCAAUGAGCCAAAAAACACUCAAGGGAAACGUUUCUUGCGUCGUCACAGGCCUUUCUUCGACGCCGUCGAACUCUUCAAAAAUAUUGCUCGUCUAUAAGUUUGACCUAAAACAGAAGAAAUAAUACCACACAUCCUUCGAUUGCAGCCCAGAAACGACAGACGACAACUGCUUCCCUCAACACUUCCCAGCCGGUCUUUUCAGUUUCGAAGUCGUCGGCUGCUCUCUGAACUUCAGCGUGGUUUCUAAUGAGCCAAGUGAGCCUCAACCUCCAAUCAAUUCUACACCAUGCUUCAGCGGGGUAUUAUGAAGUGAUGGAAGGGCGCUCGGGGUACGUUUUCACGCCGUCUUUUCUCGACCCAUCCGCAUACUCGGCCACCAACGUUACAUUCAGUAAUAGUAAUACUACUUUCCGAAUUCUUAUGGCUCGUAGAUAGCAACGCUUCGCUUUCCUAUCAAACUUUCGUAGAGUCAGUUUUGGUGACUAAAGAUGAGCAACUGGCUGUGAACGUCUACACCGAUACCGGGAAAACGGCCAUGAGUAUUCUGUGAGUGUGCAAACCUAAUCGAAAUCAGUCAGUGUUGAGAAAAACAGCCAUCUGUUAGCUUCAGAAGCACAGUAAAUUUCCUGACUCUGGAUUAAACUCGGUGAAAAUACUGAAUUCCUGCGAGAAAGGGGUAUUUUUAGAGCUUUCAGAGUGACAGGAAACCAAACGGGGGCAAACGCAGAAGGAUAUGGCACCACCGUUAACAUCGCCUUCCGUGGAGAUGCAGACAAUGGGAGCGCCAAAGUUCGUUUCGCGGUCGGUUCUGCUCUUGGAGGUAUUGCAUUCCUUUUUUCGGUAAAAAUCAAUUUUUAGCCUACUAUCAUUCGCUUCUGCUGGUAUUAACACUUCUCGUCAAACCUUUUCUGUUCUGAAAAAAUACCCAGCUCAAUUUAGAAGAGUUCGUAUGGUACUUGGUCAUAUAAUACUCUGAUAAACAACUAGUUUGAUACAUCAAAUCAUGUGUGUUAUCUUUGGAAAUAAAAUUUUCGCGAGAGACUGCGAAUUCGGGUGCAUCAAAUCAAAAACUUGAGAUAUCAAAAAAUGACUCCCUCCAAUAGAAUUGAGAGACCUCUUCUUCAUAAUAUUUUUCAAUAUUAUCAUAUUUAAAGGUAAAUUAAAAAUUUGGAGAGCCACGUCAGCUUUUUUUGCGAUCUCUUGAAGGCCGAAAUUAGUCAAACACAGGAGGAAGAGCAUUUGAGAGAAAACGAUGAGAAUUGUCGUCUCACCUGCCCGCACCUUUGUUCUACGGACCGUAUAAAUGCUUCAAAUCGAGCAUUAUUUUCACAAUUGACAUCGUCAGUCUUCCAAUUCAUCCGAUAAUGUCUUCCAUCAAGGUUCGCUAGUCAUUUUUUGUUUUAAAAAGAUUGUGUGCAAGUAAAUGAUUGAAUCAUUCUAGAUCAACACCUUUAUUUACACUUUUGGACAGUUUACAACAAAAUUGUAUUGCCUGCUUGUAGAUUUUCGGCCUCUACGUCCUUCUGGCCCUCGUGUUUGCCGUCGUUCUCGUUUCUGCUGAGAAGUGCGAAGACUCCGAAGGUCUGUCCUACUAAUAGCGAGAAAUAAAAGAAAAUAAGAUUUAAUCCAACUCAGCCCAAACCCAAAUGGCGCAGAGCAAGUCUGCGCCUAUUUUUGAUUCCAAGAAUAUUAAAGAGGAAAAUCAUUUGAACAGCUGAAUUUUCAGAUGGUCACUGCGAGGUUCUGUCGCACUUCUGUGGUGACUCCAAAUGGGCGCAUUUGACAGCAAACUGCCGCAAGACGUGCGGAUUCUGCUAA
Molecule: messenger RNA, 5272 nt
Organism: Caenorhabditis auriculariae
Lineage: Eukaryota; Metazoa; Nematoda; Chromadorea; Rhabditida; Rhabditidae
Source: the annotation of a GenBank genome assembly